Messenger RNA from Lathyrus oleraceus (garden pea), 898 nucleotides. Its product is annotated as phosphopantetheine adenylyltransferase. NCBI's taxonomy places the organism in Eukaryota, Viridiplantae, Streptophyta, Magnoliopsida, Fabales, Fabaceae. Gene Ontology annotation, molecular function: pantetheine-phosphate adenylyltransferase activity; dephospho-CoA kinase activity. The record is from RefSeq and is a predicted model, not a curated record. Bases 121 to 657 code for a protein of 178 amino acids. The transcript has 6 exons. Gene Ontology annotation, biological process: coenzyme A biosynthetic process.
UUAAUUAUUUUAGCAUUGAGUGAUAAAUCCGCUCCACCAUAUUCAUACACGAGAGUUAUCAUAUCACAUUCACCGCUCUUGCUUACACACUUCCUUUGACUGGAACCUUGAGAAGUGACUAUGGCGGUUCAAGAUGAUCCCAUGGUGGUUCCCAAUCUCUCUCCGCCCAAUACCUACGAAGCUGUUGUCAAUGGUGGCACCUUUGACCGAUUGCAUGACGGCCAUCGCCUCUUUCUCACCGCUUCUGCUCAGUUGGCGAAGAACCGUGUUGUCAUUGGAGUUUGCGAUGGUCCUAUGCUUGUAAAGAAACAGUUUGCUGAACUCAUACAACCAAUUGAGACGAGGAUACAAAAUGUCAAAACUUUCAUAAAGUCUAUUAAGCCAGAGUUGGAAGUGCAAGCUAUACCAAUUACAGAUCCAUAUGGCCCUUCCAUUGUUGAUGAAAAAUUGGAAGCUGUGAUUGUGAGCAAAGAGACUUUACCUGGUGGGUUGGCUGUGAACAGAAAAAGAGCUGAGAGAGGCCUUUCACAGUUGAAGAUUGAAGUUGUAGAUUUGGUCUCCGGAGAUUCAGGUGAGACUAAGCUGAGUUCAUCAAUGUUGCGAAAGCUUGAGGUUGAAAAUGCCCAAAAACAAAGUUCAAUACCAAAGACAGAGUAGUAACAAAGAUUUGUUGACAUGUAUAAAAACAAAGACCGAGUCUAAGAUGUCCAUUAAAGCAACUAAUAAGCAGGUGCAUCAGAGUCGAAGAUGUACAUUAAUGCAACUAAUAAGCAGGUGUAGUUCAAUGAUGUAUUUAUUUAUUUUUUUAAGUUAAAUAAUCACGUGUAACAAAAAGAUUAUGGUUUUGUUAGGACACAUAUUUUCUUCCUCUUUGAAAUACCUUUGAUUAAUAAGUAAA